CACUUUGCAGUUCAACCCAAAUUUUCAACAACACUAACAAAUUCAACACAAAUUAUAUGCCAAGAGCUCUCUCGUCUAUCGUCUCCCUCCCUCUCUCCCCGACGUGCAGCAGCAGAGGCCCAUCCGUAAUCUGCCAUCUCCGAUCGGCUCUUUCUCUGGCUGAUUGCCCACUCCGAUUGGUAAAAUUGUGGAACUAAGUCCUUAUAUUUUUCUAUUGGGCCGCCUUUUUAGUUAUGACAGGCUAUGGCUUCUCUAUUCAAGGAUCCAAACAAGCUUUCAGCAUAUCGUUAUAGAAGAUUUUCAGGGACACAAGAAGAAUUUGAUCAUACACUCCAGACCUCGACAACCGUUUAUGUUGGGAAUAUGUCCUUCUAUACAACCGAAGAGCAAGUUUAUGAACUAUUCACUCGUGCUGGAGAAAUAAAAAAGAUAAUCAUGGGUUUGGACAAGAACACAAAAACUCCUUGUGGCUUCUGCUUUGUUUUAUACUACUCUAGAGAAGACACUGAGGAUGCUGUCAAAUAUAUAAGUGGAACGAUUCUUGAUGAUCGUCCAAUUCGUGUGGAUUUUGAUUGGGGUUUCCAAGAAGGAAGGCAAUGGGGGCGUGGUCGAAGUGGUGGACAAGUGCGGGAUGAAUAUCGCACUGAUUAUGAUCCUGGCAGAGGUGGCUAUGGAAAAUUGGUUCAGAGAGAGUUGGAAGCACAAAGACAGCUUGUAGACUAUGGUGCUGGAUCAUUGGGCUCUUUCCCACCAGUUAUGCCAUCACAUUAUGGUAGGCACGGAGGAAGCCAUGGUCACGGGGGUUCUCAUCGACAAAGUAGAGAAUACCAUUGGAAGCGACACCGUGAGGAUGACUGCCAUCCACCAGAGAUGUCAAGAAAAACUUCAGAUCAUGAAUCUAGGAGAAACUCUGACCCUGAUUCUCGACCGGUAAUUUAUUAUUGGUUUGUGUAUUUCUUCUGCUCUCCUACGUUCUUUUAUACCAACAAUUGUUGUAACUUGUAAUUGCCGAAUUGUUGCAAAUGGCACAUUGCAUCAGAAUUUAUAUGUUUCUGUUUGAAUGGAAGUGAAACCUGUGAAACCUGCUAAAACUUUUUUUUGCUGAAAUGGCAUCAAUGCCUUAUCAUUAGCAAAAAUGGUGGAAUUGCCACCAUUGCGGACAAUGUUAACGCUGUCCAUGUUUAGGUGGUGAAGUUCUGAAUUCAUGGUCUUCCUGUUCAUAUUUCAACAUUCUUUUUGAUGCUACAGGAAAAGAAUCCACGUUUUCGAGAAAGCGGCGACUCUGAUGAUGAUGAUGAUGAUGAUCGGAAGCGAUGACCAUAGUCAGUUUGCUUUAUAUUUUUCAGUCAAAAAAUAAGUGACUAAAAUUUUUGCAUCCUUGUUGAAAGAGCUGCAGCCCAAAUUGUAUAGGAGGCUGAAUCAAGUAAUCUUCUUGAGGGAACUUUGAUGCAAUGGAUGCUUAUUUUUCAGCGGCUAUCAUCUGUGUGUUAUAAUGAUAAGAUGAGCAAAUGCCAAUCAGCAAUUUUAGCAUGGUGCUUUGACUUCAGAAAUAUGUUUGAGCUAUGGUCAUUGGCUCAUCCUAAACAGCAACAGAAACUCUUUUGAUUUAUGAUUUUGAACUGACUAGGAACUUGUUUCAGCAGCACUGGGACCCUGUCCUCUGGAUGGCCUGGAUUUUUUUUUUAGUUACUGAAAAUGUAAUUGAGACUGUAAGGUGGCCAUCAUGUGUGGUCUGUCUGGAAUUUUUGAGCUUGCUUAGAAUUUAUGGCGUCUUUGAUUUUUCCCUCAA
Molecule: messenger RNA, 1789 nt
Organism: Malania oleifera
Lineage: Eukaryota; Viridiplantae; Streptophyta; Magnoliopsida; Santalales; Ximeniaceae
Product: nuclear cap-binding protein subunit 2-like
Exons: 8
Coding region: 244-1005 (253 amino acids)
Biological process (GO): mRNA cis splicing, via spliceosome
Cellular component (GO): nuclear cap binding complex
Molecular function (GO): RNA cap binding
Source: RefSeq, a predicted model, not a curated record